AUGAGUCCACUUGAGAUCACGCUCGGUAUUGUCUUCUCCUCUCAGACUGUAAUUGGAGUUAUAGGAAAUUCUUUCCUAAUCUUACUCUUCGGAUUCAUCUUCUUCACUGUGCACAAACUGAGGCCCAUAGAUACAAUACUCAUACAGCUGGCCUGGGUCAACUUCAUGAUGCUCAUCUUGAAGGGUGUUCCUCAGACAAUGGCGGCUUUGGGCCUGAAGAAUUUCCUGGAUGACACCGGCUGUAAAACUGUGCUCUACCUUUACAGAGUGGCUCGUGCUCUUUCCCUCAACAUGACCUGUCUCCUGAGUGGCUUUCAGGCCAUCAUUAUCAGUCCCAACACUUCCAGGUGGAUAAAGCUCAAAACCAGAAUCCCAAAGUACCUCCUCCCCUGCAGUAUUUUCUGCUGGAUAUCCCAUAUGAUAAUAAAUAUCUGUGUUCUUGUGAGAAUUAAAGGAAUAAGGCUCUCCCAAAACACCUCCAACGUGCUAGAUUAUGGGUAUUGUUAUAUUUCAGAGACUUCAACACUUAACGCUUCACUGUUUGCCUUUGUGGUCUCCCUCCCUGACACUGCUUGUUUAGUGUUCAUGGUCUUUGCCAGUGGCUACAUAAUGUUGUUUCUAAAAAGGCACCACAAAAGGAGCCAGCACAUCCGGAAGUCCAGCUUUUCUCUAAGAGCCUCUCCCGAGACCAAAGCCACUCAAUCCAUCCUCCUGCUGGUAAACACCUUUGUGGGCUUUUCCUUACUCAGUUCCAUUUUGGUAACAUAUAUGCAUUUCAAAAACCCAACACCAUGGUUGUUACAGAGCUCCAAUUUUCUGUCUGCCUGUUUCCCAAUUUUAAGUCCAUUUUUACUGAUCAGCACUGACUCUCAAGUCCUAAAGUACUGCUAUGCUCUCUGGGGAUCCCCCCAUCUUUCCCCUUUCUUGGUGUCCCCAGAGCCUAGCAAAGAACUUAAGCCAUUGUAA
This is a messenger RNA of Sarcophilus harrisii (Tasmanian devil), 966 nucleotides long. RefSeq names its product vomeronasal type-1 receptor 1-like. The transcript has a single exon. Gene Ontology annotation, cellular component: membrane. The record is from RefSeq and is a predicted model, not a curated record. Bases 1 to 966 code for a protein of 321 amino acids. Lineage: Eukaryota; Metazoa; Chordata; Mammalia; Dasyuromorphia; Dasyuridae. Gene Ontology annotation, biological process: G protein-coupled receptor signaling pathway. Gene Ontology annotation, molecular function: pheromone receptor activity.